GUUACUCGACGAAAGAAAUCGGAGCCUCUCUCGGCGUCCGUGGGCUGCUGCUUUUAUACUCUCGGAGUCGAGGGCAAGAAGGAACGGCUCGGGAUGAGGCGCACGUGACGGCGCCGCACGGACACGUUGAGACGAGAAGUGACGCAUCCGCCGGGCCGGCGCCGGUCAGACCUCCUCGCUUCACAGUUGGGGAGCUCCUCUCCCCGGCUGCCGCGCUUUGACAAGCGUGGGCACCAACAUGUACACACACACACACACGAAGACACGUGGCAUUGAAACAUGCCUGGACGCGCUUGGGAGGAAGCGUUGCGGCAGCGCUGAACGGGCCAAAAUGUCCGCCGCUUUGAACGAAGCCCCGGCGUCCGUUGCAUCCGCGCCGGCUAUACCGCGCGUCGGAGGCGAAACGUAACACCACGAACAAAGAAGCGCAUGCAGAAGAAUUUGGAUGAGAUAUCAAGUCUGCAGAGGACUGUGUCAUGACUGAAAAGAGCUUCGGUCACCAUUCCACCACCACGGACAUUUGGCCGAGUCAUCCAGAUUCAGCCAUCCACAAGACCCCUGUACGAGCCAGACGUGCCCUUCGAAAAGGCCACUUUCGGCAUGGGUUGCUUCUGGAAAUCCGAGUCCUUGUACGGUUGCGUCAAGGGAGUGCUGCGGACCACCGCUGGCUUCGCCGGAGGCACCACGAGGGAUCCCACCUAUCGCUCGCUGAGUCCACAGGAAGAUGAGGCCGACGGGUCCGACUACACCGAAGUGGUGCGCAUUGAGUUCGAUCCCAGGGAGACGAGCUUCAAGGAGCUGCUCAAGCUCUUCUGGCCGAACCACGAUCCGACCCGCGAACACAUCAGCAGGGAGUACAUGUCCGUCAUCUUCUACCAUAGCGACGCCCAGGAGAACGAGGCAAAGCGGUCGCUGGAGGAGAUCCGAAAGAACUACCGCGCACCCGUAGUCACCAAGAUCCUCAAACUGGAACAGUACCACCUGGCUGAACUGCACCACCAGAAGUACCGGCUGCAGCGGCAAACCGCACUGUACAAGAGCCUAAUCCAGUCCGGCAUGAAGGACGUGAGCCGGAGCCACGUGGCGACGCGACUCAACGGCUACGUGGCCGGCUUUGGCACCGUGGCCGCUUUCGACGCUGAAUGCAACCAGCUGGGCCUCUCCGCCGACCAGGCCAACGCCGUUCGUGCUCUGAUCCGCAAGGGCAGAGCUCGCUGACCGCCCUGCGAAGCCUCCACUCCAGCUGCGACUGUACGAGGGCGGUGCCCGCAGCUCUGCUCGCCACGAGACGUCCGAACACUUGAUAGAUAGAAAACGCCCGUCGACCAUGUCUCAAAUAAAUCGCCCCCAAGCAGACAGUAACUGUAUCUUUCAAUGGGCCAAACGAAUUUAGAAUGAUGAGAAGCACAAUUUCGCGGACAUCUUUGGUUUAUUUACCCGACGAGUUUACGCAAAAAAGAAAAAUACGAAAAGUGAAAUAUAGACAGAAAGAAAAGAAAAAAUGUGAAAGGCCUGAGUGAGACAGCCUAGGGCGAAAGAGCUUACCCGUUGGUAACGGGGUUAUUCGCGGCGCAUUCGUCAGCCCCCUCGUCAUUGGCAGUGUACAGGUCGUUGACACAGUCCCCGUUACGCGUGCUUUUACAUAAUCGACGAACACGCAAACCAGUUUGUGGUGUCCUGAUCAAAUUGAGUAGAAUGUGACGUCAAAAAAAAAAAAAAAAAAAGAAA
Dermacentor andersoni is the source of this 1728-nucleotide messenger RNA. Its product is annotated as peptide methionine sulfoxide reductase-like. Gene Ontology annotation, cellular component: cytoplasm. NCBI's taxonomy places the organism in Eukaryota, Metazoa, Arthropoda, Arachnida, Ixodida, Ixodidae. Gene Ontology annotation, biological process: cellular response to oxidative stress. The record is from RefSeq and is a predicted model, not a curated record. Gene Ontology annotation, molecular function: peptide-methionine (S)-S-oxide reductase activity.